AUGGCGGCGGGAGGCCCCUGAGGCAGCGCUCCCGAUGGAGCCGGCAGCGCUCGGGCGCCUGUGGCGGCUCCUGCCCGCCGGCCCGGGGCUGCCUCGGCCGGGCCUUGCUCCGCCGCCGGCCCGCGGAGCGCAGGGCGGUGCUGGGGGCUCUGUGCGGCAGCGCCAGGACCUGUACGAGGUGCUGGGAGUCCCGGCCACAGCCACCGCGGCCCAGAUCAAGACGGCGUACUACGAGCAGUCGUUCCGCUAUCACCCCGACCGCAACGCCGGCAGCGCCGCCGCCGCCGCUCGCUUCGCCGCCGUCAGCGAGGCCUACCGGGUGCUGGGCAGCGCUGCCCUGCGCCGGAAGUACGACCGAGGGCUGCUCAGCGCCCAGGACCUGCGCGGAGCUCCGCGGCCCUCCGGCCGCCCCACAGCCCCGUCCCCGCCGCCGCCCCCCGCCCCCGCCCGCCGCGGGCCCGGCCCGACGCCCUUCGACUUCGACGCCUUCUACCGAGCGCACUACGGGGAGCAGCUGGAGCGGGAGCAGGUGCUGCGGGCCCGGCGGGAGCAGCUGCGCCUCCGACGGGAGGGGGUCGCUGCCCAAGGACGUUUUCGGCUCCUCUCUGACCUCUCGGUCGGGCUCUUCUUACUUCUGGGCAUUGCUCUGCUCUACGGCAUCAAGUGACAGCGGGGACACAGCGGGGACACAGCGGCUGGAUGGCUGCCGGUGACACACCGCAGCUGCGGGCAGCCCCUGCGGUCUCACAGUGUGCAGGGGCUGCUGCCCAGGCUGUGACACUUCCCCUCAGACCCAGUACGUGACCAGCAGGCUCCAUGUGCAGGCCCUGCUCCAUGCUGUGUGACCAGACCCUGCUGUCAGCCUCAUCUUCAGAUGCAGCAGGCAUGGUACACACACGAUGUGACCUCUGCGAGAGUGACCUGUCAAUGGCACGUUACCUCUGGAUGUCAUCUGUGGGCUCUGCUCCACAGGCUGCAACAAACCUCUGCUGGUAGCAUGAUCCUGUACAUGCGUGUAGAGAACCAACAGGCUGCAGUGUGCCCCCUCUGCUGAUACAGCCUACACACAGUGCCUGACAAGUGAAUGCGGUUCAUGGACUCUGCUUUGUGGACUGUGACAUGUCACCUCCACUGGCACUACUGUUUGACCUUGCUGGGAGCCACAUGCCUUUCCUAAACCGCAGCAGAGAUUAAAUGGCUGUUAGUGGUG
Molecule: messenger RNA, 1210 nt
Organism: Melopsittacus undulatus (budgerigar)
Lineage: Eukaryota; Metazoa; Chordata; Aves; Psittaciformes; Psittaculidae
Gene: DNAJC30
Product: DnaJ heat shock protein family (Hsp40) member C30
Exons: 1
Coding region: 35-667 (210 amino acids)
Source: RefSeq, a predicted model, not a curated record